Molecule: messenger RNA, 1230 nt
Organism: Drosophila virilis
Lineage: Eukaryota; Metazoa; Arthropoda; Insecta; Diptera; Drosophilidae
Product: serine protease grass
Biological process (GO): proteolysis
Molecular function (GO): serine-type endopeptidase activity
Source: RefSeq, a predicted model, not a curated record
UUUAAAAUGUACAGUAGAAAUUAUUGAUAAGCCAGUGCCUUAUAAGACCCAGUCGAUAGGGACUGUUAGUCAGUGCUAUUUUGUUUACCCGUUCGCAAUGAACAGUAUCCGUGCCUUCGCUUUCGCCCUUUGUGUUGCGUCAGCUUUUCUGCCUUCUAUAGCCGUUGAGACGUAUGAAAGUUGUACCAGACAAGAUGGACUUUCUGGACAUUGUAAGCCCUUAAGAAAUUGUCCUAAGAUUUUUGAAAUGAUCCGGCGCAAGCCACAUACGAUCGUUGAAUCAAACUACUUAAGGAAUUCAAAAUGUCCUAUAAAUAGAAGGUAUGUCUGCUGCGAAGAAGAGGAGAGUGCGGGCAUGGCACUAUUAAAGGAACAGGACUGUGGAUACUUUGGUGGAACAUUAAAGACAAUCGGCGGAACCGAAGUUAAAUUAAUGUCAAGACCUUGGAUGGCUCUACUUAUGUUUAUAUAUAACGGGACUGAGGAAUUUAAUUGUGCUGGCACCCUAAUAACAAAUCGCUUUGUACUAACCGCCGCGCAUUGUUUCAAUCGGCAAGAAUUAAUGUUUGUGCGUUUGGGGGAACACAAAAUAUCCAAUACAACAGACUGCGCUUGGGUGAAAUCAAGACUUAUAUGCGCGCCGCCAGUUGAGGAUAUAUCGUUUGAAAAGAUCAUUGUGCACGAGGAUUACUCGCAACAAUCUAAACACAAUGACAUUGCAUUGGUAAAGCUAUCAAGAGACGUGGAGUUCAAACGACAUAUUAGGCCCAUCUGCUUGCCUGUGAAUGCAACACUCCAACAACAACCGGAAGAAAUGGAAGAGUUCCAUGUAACUGGUUGGGGCAAAACCGAAAAGGAACUCGUUUCUGAUGAUCCUAAGGAAACCGCUAUCCUAAAAAAGCAACGCGACGUUUGCCAAAAAUUCUUUGUAUCAGAAGUGAGGAAAUCCCAAUUAUGUGCUGGUAACCUUGGCAAAGACUCCUGUAAUGGCGACUCUGGCGGUCCUUUAUUAUACUUGAGCGAAUAUAACGAGAAUCAAAGGUACGUGCAGUUCGGUAUAGUUAGCUACGGCUCGAUUGAUUGCGGUAAUGAGUAUCCCGGGGUGUAUACAAAUGUUGGCAGCUAUAUGCGCUGGAUAGCCGAUAAAAUAAUCUCCAAUUAGUUGGCGGCUUGAUGUGGAUAUCGAAUAUAUAUAUAUAUAUGUAUGGAAAUAAAUUUAUUAUGCCUAUA